Diatraea saccharalis (sugarcane borer) is the source of this 2000-nucleotide messenger RNA. Lineage: Eukaryota; Metazoa; Arthropoda; Insecta; Lepidoptera; Crambidae. The record is from the annotation of a GenBank genome assembly.
GAAAAACAGCUAGAAAUACAAUAAAUCAUAUGUGUGCAGCGUACAUUGUUGGGUAUAAAACAAGUCUUAAAUUAUAAAGAUGAUACAUUUGGAAACCCAACAAUGGUAUCGGUAAUAUACGACACUAAGGCUAUACUAUAAAAUUUUGACUAAUCAUUUACUUAAUUAAUGAAUAUUAUGUAUUGACCUUUUAUUAGGCUUAAACCGCAUUACGAUAAAGUUCAAGUCUGAAACUUUAGGGUUUGUAACAGAUAGUCUUCUUGUACAAUCACAUGCAGGUGAGUGAAAAUGUAAGCCUAUAUUCAUUACCCUGUUUAGCCUUUCGCAGCUAUAUCUAAUUUGUGUGCAUUUAAACGCAGUAUGAUCUUGUUCGACUGACGACAUUUGUUUUUCAUAUUAAUACAAUGAUUAGUGCUUUAUAUCUGAUCGAUUUAAUUCCAUGUAGCAAUUUAAUUCAUGAUAAUAAAAUCAAUAUUAUAAGAUCUAUUUGAGAGCUUUUUAUCGUAUGUUCCUCAGAUGCCACAUACCAGAAUGCGAUUCAGAUAGCCCCAUAUUUAGGCCUGAUUGGCUGUUGAACGCAAUUCCCGGUACCAGCGAAACAAACUUCGAUAAUUGCAACCGAUUUGCUAACAGCACAUCUGAAGUAUUAGCUAAUGAAUGCCCAGCCGGUUUAUUUAACAAAGACGAGCUGGUCAGUUGUGAAAAUUAUGUUUAUGAGAAUACUAACUCUGUGGUGUACGAUGUAGGUAAUUUUAAUGCUAUAGCUGCAUAUGACUAACCUUACAUAUUGAUUGCUACAUCAAUAAUUUUCUUGUGGAAGUUCGACUUAGGUUGCGAUGACUGGCGGCGCUCAUUGAUUGGCUCAAUCCGCACACUGGGCACUAUGGUGUGCUUGCCUCUCACCGGGUUCAUCUCAGACCGCUGGGGCCGCCGCAUCGCUGUCGCUUUUUCUGCCUUUAACGCCUGCUGGUUGGGUGCGACGAGAUACUUCGCCAAUACAUAUAUCGUAUUUGUUUUCUUGCAAUUUCUAGAGUCUUCAUUAGGAAACGGUGCAUAUACAGCUUGUUUUAUUCUCUUGAUGGAAAUUGUUGGGCCCAAAUAUCGUGUUAUCAUCGGGACCUUGACGCAGACCUUUUUCUCAGUGGGUCAAGUGACAGUGGGCUUGAUAGCUUGGGUUGUCCCUGAUUGGAGGAAUCUCACUCUCAUUAUAUAUUUGCCACAAAUAAUUUCAGUAUCAUACUUAUGGAUCAUGACCGAAUCUAUUCGGUGGCAUAUGAGCAAAGGCCGUUAUGAUAAAUCUGAGGAAACCCUUCGGAAAAUGGCUAAAGCAAACGGUAAAGUUCUAUCCCAAAAGUCUUUGGAUGCGUUAAAGAACUCUGCCCAAGAGUUUAAAAUAAAACAAGAUAUGAUGAAAGAAAAUAUGAAAAACGAGCCUUGGUUAAUAGCAAUAGUAUUUCAGCAUAAAGCAAUACUAGUUCGUUGUAUUGUGUCCCCGAUUUUGUGGGUGACGAUGACAUUCGUAUACUACGGGAUGUCAAUCAACGCCGUGAACUUAUCAGGGAACAGAUACCUGAACUAUGUAGCCGUCUCUAUGGUUCAGAUUCCUGGUUAUUGGACAGCUAUGUUCCUACUCGAUAGAAUUGGAAGGAGGCCUGUGCUGAUGGGGGCUUAUUGGAUCUGUGCGAUAUGCCUGUUGGCGUAUAUAUUUGUUCCGGAAGGUCAAUAUGUGGUAUCCUUGUGCUUGUACCUGAUUGGCAGUUACUGCAGCGCCACCGUGGUCACAGCACUAUACAUCUACACCACUGAGCUGUAUCCCACUAAGUAUCGCCAUCGGUUGUUUGCCUUUUCAUCUGCUGUCGGCAGGAUCGGUUCUCUCUUGGCACCACUGUCUCCGGCAUUGGUAAAUUUAGAUAUUUUUAUUUCAAUAAUAUUACUAGGUUAUUAAUUUCUUAUAUUUUCACGUAAAACACACAAAUGACAUAACUUUUAAACGGUUUCAU